UUUCAAGACCAAGAUUCUUCUUCUACUCAAUCAACUGGUCAGUCUUAUAUGGAAGUCGGUUCGAGACAAUCAGGUCCAAUUUCUGUCAAGUAUAGCAAUUCUUCUGCUUGUUCAACACUUAGCGAAACUGCAGAGGGUCGCGAUUUUAUAUUGCAUCCGUCUCAACAGAAUCACAACCGAUCACAUGAAAGUAUGUAUGUGUUUGUUCUUGGUGGAAAUAAGAUAGCUAUUUAUCAUGCUCAGCUAGUAGGAAUGGCUCCGGUUCGAAUUCCUCUGCCUCUUGAUCUUCAUGAGGAGCCAAUAUAUGUGAAUCCGAAGCAGUACCAUGCUAUUAUGAGACGUAGACAGUAUCGCGCAAAUCUAGAAGCACAGAACAAACUCAUAAAAAAUCGGAAACCGUAUCUACAUGAGUCACGCCAUUUGCACGCAUUGAAGAGAGCUAGAGGUUCCGGUGGAUGUUUUCUAAAUACCAAAAAGCUCCAAGAUCAUGGUCUUAAUAUUUCCGCUGCUACUUGGCUGAAUCCGAGCGGAGAUGUGCCGAAAUUAAAGGUACAUCAAGUAGAAACCUAUAGAGACGGUGCUUCCACAACCACUUGUUCUGAUGUCACGAGUGCUUCUAGUAGUGAUGACAUGUUCCAACAACACGAAUCCGAAUUCAAAUCAUGUGAUUACCCUUCUCAUAUGCAAGGUUUCUUAACCGAUACCGGUGGUGGUGGUGGAAAUCAACGCCAUAUGUCGGUCAUUAUGUGA
Molecule: messenger RNA, 750 nt
Organism: Trifolium pratense (red clover)
Lineage: Eukaryota; Viridiplantae; Streptophyta; Magnoliopsida; Fabales; Fabaceae
Product: nuclear transcription factor Y subunit A-3-like
Exons: 4
Biological process (GO): regulation of transcription by RNA polymerase II
Molecular function (GO): DNA-binding transcription factor activity, RNA polymerase II-specific; RNA polymerase II cis-regulatory region sequence-specific DNA binding
Source: RefSeq, a predicted model, not a curated record